CGAGGCGGGCUUCCCUCCAAACCGGAAGCGCCUCCCUGGUGUGCCGUCUCCCUCAGCAAUGGCGUCGCUGGGGCGGAGAGGGCCUCGUUGGCGGGAAGAGGCGCCGGAGGAGAGGCAGGAGAGAGGCCGGCGCGGCUGGAGGGAGGCCUGGAGCCCCGAGAGGGAGCCGAGGCUAGGCCGGGAGAGGUCGUGGAGCCCCCGGGAGCGGAGGGCAGGCUCUUGGGCCUCCCUGGAAGGCCCGGGGCGCUGGAGCCCGUCGAGCCCGGGCGUGAGGGCCUCCGUGGAGCGGGGGAGGGCGCUGAGGGCUUCCCCGGAGAGGCCUUGGAGCCGGGAGCGGUCCUGGGGCAGCCCUGACUGGGCCAGCCGCGGCUCCUGGGACUCCUUGGCCGAGACUGGCCGCGCCAGGGAAGCCAGCGCCUUAUGGAGCCCGCCAAGGCCCCUCAGCCGCACGCCCAGCCCUCCAAAAGGGUCGCCCCCGAGGGGGAGGAGGAGCAGGCAGCGGUGGGAACCCAACGUCGAGUGGGAGGCCCAGCCGGUGAAGAGGCCCCGCUGGGAGCCGCAGGACCAAAGCCGGAGGGGGCCGGGCGGUUGGAGCACCCCAGAGAUGGAUGAAGAGCCCUGGGAGGAGACGAAGCAGGAGUGGCGUGACAACCCGGAGAAGUGGCGUGGUCCGGCACCCUCCGAAAUGCCCCGGAAGAGGAGAAGGAGGGCUGGACGUGGCCACCUGAAGAGGGGGUGGAGUGGCCCCCGGGGGAGAGGAAGGGGGUGGAGUGGCCCCGGAAGGGCCUUUGCCAUGGAGGCUCAGAACCCGCAGCCCCACAAGCAACAGGCAGAGGAGGGGUCCUUCCGCGAACGGACCCCAGAGCCGUCGAGGAGCCGUUACAGCGAAGAGGACAGCGCCGCAGACGGCCGUGAAAAGUUGGGAGAAUGGAGCCCUGAGAGCGAAGCAGAGGAUGGAGAGGAGCGGAAGGACGAAAGGGUUUCGAGCAGGAAAGGCAAGCCUCACACCAAAGCGGCCACUGCUUCUGCUGACUCCACCGUCGUCACCACCUCCUUUCCUUCUUCUGCCAACCACUCCACCGCCCGCGCCAAGUGGGUGCCCUGCAAAGCGGUGGCGCACUUUUGGAUGAAGCAGUGCCAAGUCACCAUUGGGAAGAAGGCGCGGACCUACCUGCGCACCACCUGUCCCCGGCCCUGGCUGCCUGACCGCUCCACUCAGACCCCCGGCUUGAACAAGAGACUCAUUCUCCAGCUGAAGCGGCCACACCUGAAGCGGCUCUCUUAUGCAUCCCACAAGUGGCAGCUGCUUCAGAAUGAGUUGCUGGACAUGGCGGCACCGGCCAUGACGAUCUAUGAGAUGGCAGAGGAAGCCCUGGCCAAAGGGGAGGCGGUGGAGCCUCUGGAGCUGCGGGAAUGGGCUCGGCACCUGCUCCGCUACAUUGGCAGCCUCAGUCAGCGGCUCCUUUUCUACCGCCGCAGCGAUGUCCUGACCGCUAUCAACCCACAGCUGAGGAGCAUGGCCACGAGAAUGAACGCCCGCACUGCCAACGGGUGGCUCUUCACUGAAGACAAUAUGAAGCUCCUGGACGACCUUCUCAUAAAGUUCCCGGAUCUGAUGCACGCCCCUCUGGAAUGUACCAGGCUGGGAGACCCCCGGGGCGGCUCCCAGGUGGAGCCAUUCAGACCUGCAGGCAGAGCCCAGCCGGACCGCACAAGGCACAGGAGCAUCACCGAAGACUUUCCAGAGGCGAGACCUUCGAGCUCUUAUGCCUGAUGUAUGAAACCGUCCCUGUUAUUCGUGUAUUCUUGAGGCUUCUUCUCACUGCUUCUAAGGAAGAAUCCAGAAAAGUGGAAAGGCAACGAAGCCAGAAAUGUUACGGUGGGAACGUUCCCGUUGAGUUUUUGUUCUCGUUUCCUCUCCGCAUAGUGGGCUCCGUUGACUGCCUAUGAAAUAGAGAACCAGCCCUCCUUCCUUUUCCUGCGGCCAGAGCCCUGCGGAAAGGAGCUAUUGGGUUCGAUUCAAACCCUUUGUGUUCGUUUCUUGUUUUGCGACUCGGAGCCAGAUUUCCAGAAGGGGAUCAUAAUGUCUUCAGAAGUGCAGCCACCUCAUCCCUCCUUUUUGUUUUGUUUUGUUUGUUUCCCUUCUCUUGAGUCCGAGCCAUUGUUGAAUAUUUGCUUGGAAUAAAUGCUAGUUUUUGGUUUCGAAAAA
Anolis sagrei ordinatus is the source of this 2209-nucleotide messenger RNA. RefSeq lists its product as uncharacterized. NCBI's taxonomy places the organism in Eukaryota, Metazoa, Chordata, Lepidosauria, Squamata, Anolidae. The record is from RefSeq and is a predicted model, not a curated record.